GACAACUGCCCGAGCUCAAAGUGGAACGUCAUGUGUCGCCCCUGUUGUGAGUACGACUUGAUCCAGUGUCGGUGCCCCUCAAAAGGGUCGAAGGUUGGCUACACUGUUCCCUGUUGCCGAAAUGCUCUGGAUCAGUGUGACCCUUGUAUCAUUCACCCAGGCUGCAGUCUCUUUGAGAAUUGUAAAACCUGUCACAAUGGAACAUGGAAAGCCAAUGAUGAUUUCUUUGUCAAUGGAAAGUAUUGUACAGAGUGUCGCCAAGGCUGGAGUGGAGGAGACUGUAAAACCUGUGGUGGUGUCAUUCAUCGGACUCAGGGUCACAUAGUCCUGGAGAGUUACCCAACAAAUGCCCAAUGUGAAUGGAGAGUGCACAUGGAGAGGGGCACCAGUGUUGAGUUGAGGUUUUCAAAGAUGAGUCUGGAGUCUGACCAUAACUGUCGUUAUGACUACGUAGAAGUGCGUGACGGUGACGAUCUCAGCUCCCCUGUGAUUGGACGGUUUUGUGGGGAUCAGCUGCCUCCUCCAGUUAAAAGCUCCAGGAACAUGUUACACAUCCUGUUUACCUCAGAUGGCUACAACAACUUUGAUGGCUUUGUUCUGACUUUUCAGGAGAGUUCAGCCGUCAAGAAUCCAUCAUGUGCACCCCCAGAGACACCUGUGAAUGGAUAUUUGCUGCCUGCAUCUGGCCUGAAGGAGGGGAUUGUAUAUAACUACCAGUGUCAUCCACCUUACACACUAAUCGGCUCCCAGCAGAGGACCUGUAUGCCCAAUGGUACAUGGAGUGGCACACCUCCCACAUGUGUAAAAGUCCAAACAAACAUGGUCCAGUGUUCCCCUCCACCCAAAUUGCUCAAUGGCUACUAUGAACCUGCUCCUGACACGGCUGGAGGUGCUCAGACAGUUGAGUUUUUCUGUAAAAAGUCCUACGUUCUGAGUGGAAACCAUGAGAGUACCUGCCUCUCUAAUGGAUCCUGGAGUCACAGACCACCCAAGUGUGUGAGAGCCUGUCGAGAGCCCAAAGUGUCUGUGCUUGUGCGAAAAAGUGUUGUAAAGCCACACAUUAUAUCCAGAGAUAAUGUAAACCAAAGGCUUCGUCUCUCAUCCAGGUAUACCAUGCAUGACUUGUUGUCCAGUGGCUUUACUCCACUCAGCUUGGAUAGAAAGAUCAAAAAUAGCGACAUUGCUGUAGAAGAACUUCCUCGUGGCUUUCACACAGUCUACACAAGCAUCGAAUACGAGUGUGCCUCACCUCUCUACCACCACACCGGAAGCUCCCAACGUACCUGUCUGAAGACUGGCAAGUGGAGUGGGCGCCAUGUCUCCUGUUCACCAGUGUGUGGGAAAUUUGACACUUUCAGCACACACAACCUCACAGACACUCAGUGGCCAUGGCAUGCAGCCAUCUAUAUCCGCUCCCCUCCUGAUCGCACCGCCAGCAGCAACAAGCCCCCUGUAAUGACGAUGUCGGACCAGCAGGGGCCCUCAGAAGAGUCCACAUUCUGGCACCUGGCCUGCAGCGGGGCUCUGCUCAGCCAGCGUGUCGUCCUGGUGGCGGCUCACUGUGUGGUUGGGAAGGACAAACAGCAGCCGCUUCACUCAGCUCAUGUGAAGGUUGUUGUAGGCAGGCAGUACCAGACAUCCAACGAUUGGAUGAAAAGCCUGCAUCAUAUCAAGGUUUCAAACAUUGUGGUGCAUCCAGAUUUUUACACUUCACAAGACUCUGAUUUGGCUGUGCUCAAGCUUAAGGACAAAGCCAAGAUCAGUGAGAGUGUAUUGCCAGUGUGUUUACCUGAAAUACAAGGAGGUGAGGUGACCUCUCAGGAGGCUUUUACUGUGAGGUGGAUGUCACCAAAUGAUCAGAGGAGUUUAAGCCGCUACACUCCCUUAAGCCAGACGAAACUUGUUGAGUUUGGUGAUAUUGCUCAAUGCGAAAGAGAAUUUGCUCAAGGAGGUGCACAUUCCACAGUGCUCAGUCACAAUACACUGUGUGUCAUUGGCAAACCGUCCAGUCUUCAAAGCCCUUGUCCCAGUGUUAUCCCAGGCAUUGCAACCACACCAGUUGCAUUUUCAUCCACAAGUGGAAUCCUGUCUGGUCAUGAGGAGACUCCGAGGGUUGCAAAGGGGGAGGUGCAAGAAUCUCUAUACCUUACAGAGGGAGAGGAGAAGGAGGACCCUGCUGCAACACCUGAGUGA
Molecule: messenger RNA, 2193 nt
Organism: Scomber japonicus (chub mackerel)
Lineage: Eukaryota; Metazoa; Chordata; Actinopteri; Scombriformes; Scombridae
Gene: pamr1a
Product: peptidase domain containing associated with muscle regeneration 1a
Exons: 11
Coding region: 31-2193 (720 amino acids)
Biological process (GO): proteolysis
Molecular function (GO): serine-type endopeptidase activity
Source: RefSeq, a predicted model, not a curated record